Neodiprion fabricii is the source of this 1850-nucleotide messenger RNA. RefSeq lists its product as uncharacterized. The record is from RefSeq and is a predicted model, not a curated record. The coding region runs from base 32 to 484 and encodes 150 amino acids. NCBI's taxonomy places the organism in Eukaryota, Metazoa, Arthropoda, Insecta, Hymenoptera, Diprionidae. The transcript is spliced from 2 exons.
AGGAAAUGAGGAAACUAUCAUCGAACGGAUAAUGAGACGCAAAGAGGUUGUGACCGACGAUGAAACGGAGAGCGGAGAAAGUGUCGAGGAAGAGGUUACCGGGAGCGAUGAAUCUAUACCGGCGAACUCCAAAAAGGAUCAACUCUUCGGCAUACCCAAUUUCGAAUUCUCUUACAAACGACUACCCAAGAAAUGCAUCAAAUUCUCGUUCCUCUGCGUAAACGGUGCAACUUUCUUUUCAGGUAUAACAGCCUUCAUUAUAUCGAUAUGGAUGCUGGCUGACACAAAAUUAAUGUCCAGACUUGUCGGUCAGCGACUUUUUGUAACGAUACUACUUUUCGUCGGUCUGUUGACGGCCGGUAUUUCUUUCCUGGGUAUUCUGUCGAUAGUAAAGAAAAGGAGAAGACUUUUGACCAUCGUGAGUCUUAUGAUUAUCUACAGAUUAUCUGGAGUCUGCGAUUAUUUCCGUUGCACAAUUUGCUAAUGAAUCAUAUGUAAUUACAGUACAUAUCGUGUCAAGUGAUAUCUUUGUGCGUUAUCUUCGUUUGCGCGGUGAUGAGCUUUUCAUUCUUUGAUAAAAUCAUGAGAAAGCUACGCGAAGAUAUGGUUAACACGAUAGUCAACUACCAUUCUUUAGAUUGGGUUACCGAAGCCUGGGACAACACUCACAGAUACGUAAGGGAUUCGUGCAACAAAAAGUCCAUUGAUGCGAUGUUCGGAAACAUGAAAAAUUCAACAAAAUUUUUGCAAAAUUCCAUUAGGGAAUAUGUAUUCCUCUUUUUCUAUGUCUGUUUCACGUUGAGAAAAAUUCUGGAUUUUCCGUCGGAAAGAUCAGGAAAGAGUUGAUGAAUUUUUUUGUUUCUUUUUUUUAAUCUUCCAGCCAAGUGCUAAUAUUGGACUAAAAUAGACAAUAGCACGAUUUUAAUGACUCCCAAUUCUGUGUUGAACCACUAACAGCUGCUAUGCUGCGGAAUCAGAUCGUAUCGAGACUGGGCUCGCUAUAACAUGAAAAUUCCUCAGAGCUGUUGCUCCUCCUCCAUUGACAAGGUAGAAUAAUUUCGAAUUUACAUGCGAAAAAUUAUCGUCGAACUGGAAUUAACGCGGUAAAAAUAUUCCAGUGCCUUAUCAUGACCGAAGAUUUGGCUUACAAGUCCGGCUGUUUGAAACGCACACUUAUUCUCCUCAAAUCGAAUGUCCAUACGGUCGCUGUGUCCGUGCUGUUCAUCUCGAUCGCACUGGCAAGUAUACAAUGUAACAAAUUUCCAAAGUAGAGAAAAAGAACUUACCGUCGAAAUGUUGGUUCGCUAAUUCAGUCACGCGUCAAACUUUUUCACCAGUCAUUUGGUUAUUAUUGGUAUUUGCAACAGGCAGCGGGUGUCUUUCUGGCCGUUGGUGUGUGCAAAAGAUUCAAGCUAAACAGAUCGCCGGCUGUCUGACGUUCUUUGUAAGCUGCAAUUAUAUUUGCAGAGGUGCGAUUGACUCGUAUGUUAAAAUUAGAAGUGAAAAUGCAAAUAAUGUAAAACGUUAUGUAUUUAUUAUCAUAUAUAGAUCAUAUAUUUUCUGAAAACACUUAAUAUAUCAUACUUAUAAUAAUAUAUCGUAAGUAUAUCAUUGGACAUGCUGGUUGGGUCGUGACACUGCGUCUGCCUAUCGGCAGUGGCUAGUGCGUAUAUGUAUAUACACAUCGGUAUGUAUGCAUACAAGGUUCGAAAUGGAACGUAAAAUCUUUCAACGUAUAUUAUAAUAAUAAUAAUAUACUCGUGCGUGAUGCCUAAAACUUAUAUACGAAUAUAUGAGAAAGAUAUAUUACGAAUUACUAUUUCUCUCUCUCUCUCUCUCUCUCUCUCUCU